AUGGAGAGAGCUCUCAACCUCCCUGAGAUUAGGGAGCAUAUCUGCUCUCAGGUUUCGUCAAAGGCGUCACUCGCUGCUCUGGCGCGAACGUGUUCCGCAUUUGAAAAACUCGCGCUGGACAAGCUCUGGUCGGGCGACCCGCAUGCUAUCUCGUUUAGUGACUUGAGGAAGGCUCUCCCUGGAGUUUUUGUCACUGACGCGGACGGAGAGAUCGUUGACCUAAGGCUACGCUCCCCGAAAGACUGGGAUCGCCUCUUUGCUCUGACCACUCGUAUACGCUUCCUCACGUUCGAUGAAGGCCCUUAUAUCAUCGAAUCAGUUCUUGAAAUGCUACUCAGCCCUCCUUCAAGCCUCCAAAAGGCUUUCCCCAAGCUCCGCUCCCUUGACGUCGAUGGCUAUGAUCCCAAUCUCCUUCAGACGUAUAUUCCAUUCCUCUCGUCUCACCUUCGCGAGUUCUCUUAUCGCGGACACCCUCAAAAUAUACGUAUACCCCUGCAGGUUCUCCCCGAUAAGUGUGCUUAUCUUCAGUUUCUGGGCGUGACCGAGGGCGACUGGCCUUCGAAGGAUGGAGAACUCAUAUGUAUGAUCAAAGAGGUGUCCGCCGCUGUGAUCCGCCUCCCGUUGCUCGUCUCCUUGAGGUGCCCCGACCUUGAGCCGCAUGCUCUCCUUCACAUCUCGCGCUCUCCAUGUCUCCGCGAGCUUCGUCUAACGGACCUACAAGAGACAACUCCAGUUGUGGUUCACGCUGAUCCAACUCCCUUGAGGUUCGAGGCAAUAGAGGAACUCGAGCUGCGCAUGAUGAGCUUCGAGUCCGCUCUAGCAGUCCUUCGUCGCCUUCAGACGCUUCCGCGCACUCUAGAGCUUCAAGAACCAAUGUCACGAUUCAAGGACCUCACGGAGUUGAGGGAGGUACUCGCAAUCUUGAAUCGAUGCGAGCGGCGCAAGUAUGAUUUGGAAGAGCUGGAAAUCCACGGGUUUACUGUAAACCACCCGACCAAUCUGGACGUUAGGUAUAACAUGGACUUUUUCCGGCUCCUCGGGCGUCACCGCAAGUUACGCUCUCUCGAGCUUUGGGUGGAGUUCGAGAUAGGGCUCUCGCCCUACGAUGUCGCAGAGCUUGCUCUAGCUCACCCAUAUCUCAAAAAGCUUAUCUUCUCGCCCAUGUCGGAUACAGUGCUGUCAACGCAGAGCCUCUCCAUCCUUUCCAACAAGUGCCCGAAGUUAACGUAUAUUGAAGCACCCAUCACUGAUUCACAAUGCGAUCGCGAUGGCCUCUUCGAGCUGGAUAACGGGUCGACACCAUCGGCAUCCCACUCCAGCCUCACAUCGCUCGAUCUCAUCACUUCGCAGUUCCGAGACAUGGCUUUUCUCACACAAACUCUCGAGGCAUCCUUCCCUUCUCUUACGGAGCUUAGCCUCCAUGAACUGUCCUUCAAGCACUGCUCGGAUCCCAUGCCGUUCACGUCAGCCACUAUGGAGCCCCUGUGUUGCCUCACUCAUCUCACUAGAUUACGGAUCGACGUAACCAACCGCCGCGUCGAGAUCGCAGAAGCGGAUGUACUCAGGCUAGCGCGGUCCCUGCCCAGCCUCAAAGUCCUAUAUAUCUCUGGAGCAACUGCAGUCGGCUUCGAUGGUCUCGCCAUGAGCCUUGACAGCAUCCUCAAUCUAGCCGAUACACACCAAAGUCUCGUUGAAAUAACCCUCCCCUUCCGCGCGUUCCUCGCCGACCGGUCCAACAGCAGGCAUCGCUUCCGCGCACGUCGAACGCUUCCUCGAAACCGCACUUUGAAAGACAUCCAUCUCCUCGUCUCGUCGAAGCCUAGCCGCGAGUACCUUGCGGACCUAGCGAUUGUCGUGCUCACUGCAUGCGCACGCCUGAGCACAUUUUACUUGACGACACCAAGGGCCAGUCCCGAGCCGCCUAUUCCCCUCUUUGACGCAAUCGAGGCGUUUAGGAAGGUGGAGAGAGUUCAGGGUCUUAGCAAGAUGCGCUAUGAGGACGGAGAGUUAGGAGGCGAAAAGGGCGACGCGUUGAUCCUCGUUGCGCUCGGCCUUGAACUGUUGAAUGUGUUCCUCACGAAGCUGAUGUCACCGAGCGCGCUCGAGGCUAUGACUGCAGCGGAUUCGUAUCUUACACUUGAGGAGCUCACCGUUCCCUUUCAGGCGCUGCUCUCCGACCGGUCCAACAGCGAGAAACGUUUCAUGGAGAGCCGAGCAACCUCACCGAAUCGAACACUCAGAGCUGUUCGUUUUGUUGUUCUUUCAAGACCGAGCAACGCUUACCUUGUCGACCUCGCUAUCGUCAUGGCUACUAAGUAUGUACGCAUCGAGAACUUGUCGUUGAAGAUGCCGCGGUGGUGCUCACCACUUACGCCGCACGCGGAUUUCCAAGAGCCUCGGCGCACCGUUGUGCCUGAGAUCGAGCACAAUCAAAGUGUCCAGGAGAGUGACGAUGAUUGGUAGUUGCGCAUUUCAGAGGGUUAUGGUCCGUGCUAUUGUCUAAUCAAGCCUACCUUUUUAUCAUCUCUAAUCG
Molecule: messenger RNA, 2533 nt
Organism: Coniophora puteana RWD-64-598 SS2
Lineage: Eukaryota; Fungi; Basidiomycota; Agaricomycetes; Boletales; Coniophoraceae
Exons: 5
Coding region: 1-2463 (820 amino acids)
Source: RefSeq, a predicted model, not a curated record